GAGCGGGCGAGCCGCGUGCUGUGGGAGAGCGAGAGAGGGCGAGCGACCCGGCGACCGGCCGCCGUCGCUGCGCACUGUGCCGCACGAGGGAGAGAUUCGUGACCCUGGACUAUCGUGAUCUAACCUGACCUGACCUGGAGCUCAGUCUGGCCACCAUGGCAAGCUAUGCGCAGUUUGGGUAUCCGUACGCUACUGCCGCGUCGCAGCUACUGAUGCCGGGCAGCCAGCCUACGGCCACGGUGGCCGGCGGCGGCGGCGGCUCCGGCUCGGGCUGCUGCGAGACGGGCCGGCUGGUGGCCGACCCUGUGACCGGUCAGCCCGUCUGCUCGUGUCAGUACGAGUCGAGCCGGUUGGCGGCGCUCAAUUCGUACCCCCGCCUCAGCACCGGGUCGUCCUUGUACGGGGCGGCGGCGGCGGGGUACCCGGCCAGUGACCAGGGACCCUACCCCAGCAUCGGCGUCGACAGCUCCUACUUUGGAUCCCUCAGCAGCCCGUACGGUCUGAAGGACACGCCCGGGACCGACAUGGGCGUUUACGGCGGCCUGGGCAGCACAGCUGGAUACGGAUAUAGCCCUUACGACCCCUCACUAUAUGGGUAUGGAGCUCCGUACGAUCUGGCUGCACGGAGAAAGAACGCCACACGAGAGUCCACCGGCACCCUCAAGGCGUGGCUCAACGAGCACAAGAAGAACCCCUAUCCGACCAAAGGCGAGAAGAUCAUGCUGGCCAUCAUCACCAAGAUGACGCUGACCCAGGUGUCGACGUGGUUCGCCAACGCGCGACGAAGGCUGAAGAAGGAGAACAAGAUGACCUGGGAGCCCAAGAAUAAGACCGAGUCAGAUGAGGAGGCCGAUGAUAGCGCGGCGGACAAGGAGAAGACCGACAAGGAGGAAACCGAUGGGGAGAAAGACUCUGUGCUUGGUAACGACACCUCGGACGCCAUGUCGCCGCUGACCGGGGCAGAAGUCAAAUCGGAGACGCUCUCGCCCACCGACAGCUGGAAGGACAAGGCAGCCGCCGCCGCCGCCGCCGCCUCCCUGGACGACUGCAACGACCCGCAGAAGCCCAAGAUCUGGUCGCUGGCCGACACGGCCAAGUGCAAGACGCCGCCGCCGGCGGGCGGCUGGCCGGCGGCCACUGAGGGGGCCACCACGUUCCCGCUGCCGGCCACCAUCGGGCCCGGCGGCACCCCCUUCGGACGUUACUCGCACCCGAGUCACUCACAGGCGCAGGCGGCCCAGUCGCAGGCUCAGGCCGUCCAGUCGCAGUCACAGUCACAGCCGCAGUCCACUGCGGCCGGCUACCACCACAGCCCGGCCGGCGGCAGCUACGUGGCCUCGGGCGGGGGCGGGGGCGGCUACGGCGGCAUGGCGGCGCCGCCGCCGCCCGGCCUGUCGGCCGCCGGCUACAGCGAGCCGCAGACUGACACGCCGCCGCAGACGCCGCCCAGUCUGAAGCUGGGACAGCUGGCCGGCGGCGGGCUGGCCAAGCUCUCGCAGAUGGGCAGCGGCAGCUCGCUGGCCUACGGCGGCUACCCGGCGGCCAUGUCGUCGGGAGGCCGGCUGUCGAGCGGCCUGGAGCGGCGGACGGACGGCUACUCGACUGGCCACCUGCCCGCCCAGCAGCAGCAUCACUCACACAUGCAGCAGCAGCAACAACAACAUCAACACCAGCAGCAGCAGCAUCAACAAAUGCCGCUAGAUAUGAACUCCUACGCAGCAGCAUACAAAGACGGCAGCUCGGCCUCCAUACCUCCUGCCGAGUACGUGUCUCCCGUGUGAGGCAGGCCGCCUGCCUCCGCCCGUGUGACCUGACCUUGAGCUGACCUCGGGUCGGCCGACCUGUCCACUGAGGGUCUUGGUCGCCAACAACGUGCAAUGCUGGUGGCUACACUUUGGAGCUAUGAGGGUAGCCGGCAGCGUCCUGACCUGACUUUCGGGGUCGUCCUCCAUCGCCACUCUCGCUGAUUGGCUCAGGAGCUGUCCAAUUAGAGCUCGGUGUAUAUCGAUGGUCCCCACUGACCUGUUUGGCUUAUGGACAACAGUGUUGAUGGAUACCUGUUACGUGAAAUCUGUGAUAUGAUACUUUUUUAGAUUGGCGACUAGCCCUACUACGCAUACGUAAAUUUGAGCUGUAAGAUAGACGCAUAGCUUUAGAUUAUUGCUGGAUUUGACUGUAACUGAACGAUACGUAGCUAUGCGUGCAAUUGGGUCUGUUCCGCAGUUGUUUUACGUUGAUUGUGCCAACGUGGUGUGUCCGCGUUACAUCACCCCUGGACGGAGCUUGUUUGCAGCGCGCUUAUCUUCUUCUCCCUCUAGCCUGACAGCGAGCAUUGUGGUAAUGAAAACGGUCUUAUGUCAACCUAGCUGUUUGCUACACUUUUGUGACAUCGUGUGAAUCUGGCCCGGUGUUUAAUUCUUGGAAGCAAAUGUAUCGGAAGUGUUCUGUUAUUGCUUCUAAGUUUAAGGUGUGUUGCAAUUACAGCACAUUGGAUCUCUCUCUCUCUCUCUCUCUCUCUCUCUCUCUCUCUCUCUCUCUCUCUCUCUCUCUCUCUCUCUCUCUCU
Molecule: messenger RNA, 2564 nt
Organism: Amphibalanus amphitrite
Lineage: Eukaryota; Metazoa; Arthropoda; Thecostraca; Balanomorpha; Balanidae
Product: homeobox protein caupolican-like
Exons: 7
Coding region: 156-1781 (541 amino acids)
Biological process (GO): cell development; neuron differentiation; regulation of transcription by RNA polymerase II
Cellular component (GO): nucleus
Molecular function (GO): RNA polymerase II cis-regulatory region sequence-specific DNA binding; DNA-binding transcription factor activity, RNA polymerase II-specific
Source: RefSeq, a predicted model, not a curated record